This is a messenger RNA of Nestor notabilis (Kea), 855 nucleotides long. It is a transcript of the gene SOX14, whose product is annotated as SRY (sex determining region Y)-box 14. Gene Ontology annotation, molecular function: RNA polymerase II cis-regulatory region sequence-specific DNA binding; DNA-binding transcription factor activity, RNA polymerase II-specific. The coding region runs from base 1 to 519 and encodes 172 amino acids. The transcript has a single exon. Gene Ontology annotation, biological process: cell differentiation; negative regulation of transcription by RNA polymerase II; anatomical structure morphogenesis. Lineage: Eukaryota; Metazoa; Chordata; Aves; Psittaciformes; Psittacidae. The record is from RefSeq and is a predicted model, not a curated record.
AUGAAGGAGCAUCCUGACUACAAGUACAGACCCCGGCGCAAGCCCAAGAACCUGCUCAAAAAGGACAGGUAUGUCUUCCCUUUGCCUUACCUCGGGGAAACCGAUCCCUUAAAGGCCGCCGGGCUUCCCGUGGGGGCCACUGACUCUCUGCUGAGCUCCCCGGAGAAGGCCAGGGCUUUCUUGCCUCCCACCUCAGCACCUUACUCCUUACUUGACCCCAGCCAGUUCAGCUCCAGCGCCAUUCAGAAGAUGACUGAGGUUCCUCACACCUUAGCCACCAGCACCCUGCCCUACGCCUCCACCUUGGGAUACCAGAACGGGGCGUUUGGCAGCUUGAGCUGCCCCAGCCAACACACCCACACUCACCCCUCGCCAACUAACCCGGGCUAUGUCGUGCCAUGUAACUGUACCGCUUGGUCGGCUUCCAGUUUGCAACCUCCAGUUGCCUACAUAUUAUUCCCAGGCAUGACCAAGACUGGGAUAGACCCCUAUUCUUCAGCACAUGCGACUGCCAUGUAACACCCACCCACACCCCCACAGGCGUGUGUGUGUCCCCGGGUGGCAGCCGGAACUGGGAUUCCUUCGUGUGCAUGUACAUAAAACCUGCAGAAGCAAAAGGCCACCCCGAAACAGGACUCUGCUGCCCGCCACCGGGCCGGGACAGACGCGGACGCUGCCUCGGGGACUUGGAGAUCCUCGCCCUGAGAGCUGGCCCCAGGCUCGGGGGGGAUCUGCAAUCGCGGGGUCAGAUAGGAGCCCGGCACUUGUAAGAGUUGUAAAUGUGUUAUAAAAGAAAAAAAGCAAGAAAAAAGCGAACCUUGAACUGCCCUUUCGGGACAAAGCAGGGGAGAAAAA